Molecule: messenger RNA, 171 nt
Organism: Colletotrichum godetiae
Lineage: Eukaryota; Fungi; Ascomycota; Sordariomycetes; Glomerellales; Glomerellaceae
Exons: 2
Coding region: 1-171 (56 amino acids)
Source: RefSeq, a predicted model, not a curated record
AUGAAGGUCUCACUCGCGAUCCUGACGACGCUGUGCGCGUCACUCGCCUCCGCAGGCGUGGUCAUCACCCCCGUCCGUCAAAAUCAGAUUGUGCCUGCGGCACAAAAGGUCUCGGGCGACUGCUUCUUCGGCGUUGUGACGCCUCAAGGUUGCGCUCCUUUGAGAACGUGA